Molecule: messenger RNA, 1048 nt
Organism: Vitis riparia (riverbank grape)
Lineage: Eukaryota; Viridiplantae; Streptophyta; Magnoliopsida; Vitales; Vitaceae
Product: serine/arginine-rich SC35-like splicing factor SCL33
Exons: 6
Coding region: 125-814 (229 amino acids)
Biological process (GO): mRNA splicing, via spliceosome
Cellular component (GO): nuclear speck; cytoplasm
Molecular function (GO): RNA binding
Source: RefSeq, a predicted model, not a curated record
UUGCGCGAGCGAUUGACUAAAGAGACUUGAGACACUCUCGACUACAAAAGUGAAAGAGAAGGACAAGAGCCGGGGGAGGAGCAAGUCAGAUUCGUCGUCUCCAAGGUUCAAAUAGUGUCUGCAAAUGAGGGGUAGAAGUUACAGUCCCUCACCACCAAGAGGUUACAGCAGAAGAGGUAGGAGCCCUAGUCCUAGAGGCCGCCAUGGAGGUCGUGGUAGAGAUCUUCCUACUAGUCUUUUGGUCAGGAAUCUUCGCCAUGAUUGCAGACCUGAAGACCUCCGCAGACCAUUUGGCCAAUUUGGUCCUCUCAAGGACAUAUACUUGCCACGAGAUUACUACACUGGGGAGCCUCGUGGCUUUGGUUUUGUCCAAUAUGUAGACCCUGCUGAUGCUGCAGAAGCCAAAUAUCAAAUGGAUGGACAAGUUCUUCUUGGCCGAGAGCUGACUGUUGUAUUUGCAGAGGAAAAUAGGAAGCGGCCAGUUGACAUGAGGGCUAGAGAGCGAACAAGUGUUGUUGGUAGGGGUCGAGCAUCUGACCGCAGGAGGUCUCCUCCUCGCUAUUCACGCUCACCUAGAUAUGCUAGAUCACGGUCCCGAAGCCCUAACCACUAUCCCCCUUCUCCUAGGAGGAGGCAUUACUCAAGAUCUGUUUCACCCCAAGAUAAAAGGAGGUACAGCGGAGAACAGCCUUACUCUGCUUCUCCUCCUGUUAAAGGUUCAAAGAGCCAAAGUCGCAGCCCAAGCAGGAGCAGGAGCCAGACCCCCGUGGACUACUCAAGGGGCCUGGACAGGGAAAGGUCUCUAAGUCAGUGAGCAUCUAAUGGAUGAAAAGUGUUAUGCCCUCUAGUACUCGUGGAUUAUCCGAUGUUGUCUGGAACUUUGACUAUUGCAUAAAUCUUACUCUAUUUUCAAACUAUUGGUUGGGAUUUUCCAGAUUUGACAUUUAUAUUUGGAAACGCUUAGCAUUUUCUGCCCACUAGCUUGACAAAGAUUGUAGUUUAAAACGUUAGGAUGCUUUAUAAUACAGAUCCUGUUGAAAUUGUAUGU